Messenger RNA from Humulus lupulus (European hop), 595 nucleotides. RefSeq lists its product as uncharacterized. The transcript has 3 exons. Bases 135 to 467 code for a protein of 110 amino acids. The record is from RefSeq and is a predicted model, not a curated record. Lineage: Eukaryota; Viridiplantae; Streptophyta; Magnoliopsida; Rosales; Cannabaceae.
CUGCUUACACUAGAAAUAUCUUAUUUUAAAGGGCAAAAUUGCGCCGCGCAAAUGUAAACUUUCUUUCUGAACCAAUCAAGGAUGGGACAACCGGUACAGUGAUAGUUCUCACAACUCCAGAUGCCCAACGAACUAUGUUAUCGUAUCAGGGUACAUCAUCAACCAUUAAUUUUGAUCCUUGCCUAGCUAAGACAUUUUCCAAUAUAAAGAUUCUUGUAGUUGAAGGAUAUUUAUUCGAGCUUCCCGAUACAAUCAAAACAAUCAAGAAAGCAUGCAAGCAAGCAUGCCGGGGUGGUUCCCUGGUUGCCAUCACAGCAUCUGAUGUCUCUUGCAUUGAGAGACACUACGAUGAAUUCUGGAAAUUGCUGGCAACUACGCAGACAUCAUAUUUGCAAAUAGCGAUGAAGCUAGAGCUUUAUGUGAUUUUGCAACAGAGGAAAGUCCCGUUGCUGCUGCAAGGUAUCUAAGUCAUUUUGUACCUUUAGUCUCAGUCACAGAAGGACCAAGAGGAUCCUACAUUGGUGUGAAAGGAGAAGCUGUAUACAUUCCCCCUUGUCCUUGCGUACCAGUGGACACUUGUGGUGCAAGCGAUGCA